Fusarium sp. VM40 is the source of this 1197-nucleotide messenger RNA. NCBI's taxonomy places the organism in Eukaryota, Fungi, Ascomycota, Sordariomycetes, Hypocreales, Nectriaceae. The record is from the annotation of a GenBank genome assembly.
AUGGGCUCCGUUAAAAUCGCACCAAGCAUGAGAAUCCUUGUCUGUCCCUCGGGAUUUAAGGGCAGCCUUCAGCCAAGUCAGGCAGCAGACUGUAUUGAAGCUGGUAUUCUCGCUGUUGAGCCUCACGCCUCGGUACGCAAAGUACCGUUGGUUGAUGGAGGAGAGGGUUUUACUACGGCAAUUGUUUCGGCAACGGGAGGCUCGAUGCACAACGUGCCUGUCAUUGGACCAGUGGGACAGACCAUCAUGUCAUUCUUCGGUAUCCUUGGGCCUAAGGGCAGCGAGCCGCCUACUGCCGUUCUUGAAAUGGCCGCUGCAGCAGGUCUCAGCCUUGUUCCACAGAGUCAUCGCAACCCCGGAAGAACUACGACAUACGGAGUUGGGCAACUUAUUCUUGCAGCUCUUGACGCUGGGGCGACCCGCAUUCUUGUCGGGUGCGGCGAUUCUGGGACUUGUGAUGGCGGUGCAGGGAUGCUUCAGGCACUUGGCGCAAAGCUGUUUGACCAUGAAGGACGUCUCCUGCCAAUUGCCCAAGGCGGUGAAUCACUCCUUGCACUUGACUCGAUUGAUCUCUCUGGUGUUGACAGUCGCGUGCUCAAAGCAAGAAUCGAGGUUGCGGUAAACUGGCACAACGUCCUUUGUGGCCCUGACGGAGUAGCAAACGUAUUUGGCCCCCAGAAGGGAUCUACCCCAGAGCAAUCCGCAAUCCUGAGUCUCGCUAUGGAGAAACUUGCAGAUGUUGCCUCGAACAUUCUGUGCGACAAGUCAGUGCGUCUAGCUCCUGGAGGUGGCGCCUCAGGCGGCCUUGGAACCGGGCUUCGUCUGGUAGGGGCCACUCUCAAGCCUAGAUAUGAGAUUGUCAUGCAGUACAUAAACCUUCACAGCAUGUUCAACGACUGCGACCUUGUCUUGACUGCCGAGGGUGGCAUUGAUGAUCAGACGCCACGAGGGAAGAUCCCUGCUGAAGUGGCCAGGCUCGCGAAGAAACACGGAUUACCGGUCAUUGCGAUUGCGGGAACAAUUGGCCAGGGAGCCAGAGUGAACUACGAUAUCGGUAUCGACGCUUUUACUUGUAUUAUCCAACGACCUAUGACUCUUGAUGACGCUGUUCAUGAGGCGGAGCAAUUGACCCGCGAGAGUGCCGAGACGGUGAUGAGGAUUGUCGUUGUCGGGAGGAUGAUAGGGAGAUGCAUUUAA